UAUGUAGAUGCACGGCUUUAUGAUUUACAUUAUAUUGAAUCGAUUUAUCGAAUCGAAAUUAUUUCCCACAAUUCCCACUCCAUUGAUACGAUAUAAGUUGUCAUGCAAUACCACGUGCUUUUAUCUAUCCAUAACGUUUUGUAGUAUUUUAGCUUCACCACAAGAACUGUGAAUAUUCUUGUAAUAAACAUAGAUGUAAAUAUAUACAGUAGAAAUGAAUAUUAUACCAUGUAUAACUUGGGUGAAGAAAGGUGUCGCGUCUAAGACUCCUGAAAAGAUUGAAUUAACACCACAGGAACUAGUACAGAUUAUAAAACAAACACAAUCAGAAUUACAAGAUUCUGAAAGUGAGUUGGAUGAAGAACAGGAUGAUAAAUCUUCAAAAUACAAAAACAAAUCAAAAUUUAAGUUUGAUGCAUCUCAAAAUGACGAAUAUAACUUUGAUAAAUAUGAUGAUGAAUCGGGUGAUAUACAUUGCAAUAUUAGUAAUAUUGCAACUUUUGGGAAAGAUGGAAAAGAUCCAUUAGUGACAGGAGAAGAUGAUGAUUCAGAGAAGGAAGAUGAUGGUAUCAAAAGUGACGAUAAUUUGGUAUUGAUAGGACAUGUUGAAGAAGAUGCCAGUACAUUGGAAAUAUUUGUUUACAAUGAAGCAGAAGAUUCAUUUUAUUGCCAUCAUGAUAUAUUACUACCAUCGUUUCCAUUAUGUAUAGAGUGGCUGAACUUUGAUCCUGCAGAUUCAAAACCAAGUAAUUUAUGCGCAAUUGGUAAUAUGACUCCCAUAAUAGAAGUAUGGGAUUUAGAUUUAAUAGAUUGUUUAGAACCAGCUUAUAAACUUGGUCGCAAACCAAGUAAAAAGAAGAAUCAAAAACGUAUUGGGCAUAAAGAUGCUGUGUUGGAUUUGGCAUGGAAUGAAAAUUACACCCAUGUACUUGCUAGUGGAUCAGUUGACCAAACAGUUUUAUUAUGGGAUUUAGAAAAUGGUACACCUGUCAACAAAUUGUCUUCUUUUGGCGAGAAAGUUCAGUCAAUAAAAUGGCAUCCAACGGAAACUCAUCAAUUAUUAACCGGAUGCGCGGAUAAAAUAGUAAGACUGUUUGACUGCAGAGAUGAAACAAUUACAAAUUCUUGGGAAGCAUUAGGAGAAGUAGAGAGAGUUGUGUGGAAUUAUUUUGAUACAAAUUAUUGUAUAGUGAGUACAGAUAAUGGUUAUAUACAAUAUUUUGAUAUUAGACAAGAUGAGCCAAUUUGGAGUGUACAAGGCCACACGAACGAAGUUACAGGUUUGUCUUUUAGUUCAUUUUGUUCUGGUCUUCUUGUUACCUCAGCAAAUGAUGGUGUCAUAAAGGUGUGGGAUACUAUUAAUCAUACAGACCCAUGUCUUGUAUGGGAAAAGAAAACUAAUCUUGGUGCUAUACAAUGUCUCGCAUCAAAUCCAGACGAUCCAUUUGUGUUCACUGUUGGUGGUGAUAACAAAUCACAUAACCUUAAAGUUUUCAAUUUUCUGAAAAUAACAGAAGUACGCGAGAGAUUUCAAAGCAGAAAAAUAUUAAAAAGAAACAAUCCUGAAGAAAUGAUGGAUGUAACUGAAAAUGUGGAAUAAUGUAGAGAGACAUAGUGCAGCACUUAACACAAAAAAAAGAAAUAAGUAAACUGAUAGGAUCAAAAUGAUGAAUUCUAUAAAGACUGCAAAUUGAAGUUAUUCCUGUUUUAUUUUUUACAUGUAUAUUAAUUGAUAUAAAUAAAAUAACAGAAAUGAAUAUACUUGGAA
Messenger RNA from Colletes gigas, 1768 nucleotides. It is a transcript of the gene nclb, whose product is annotated as periodic tryptophan protein 1 homolog. Gene Ontology annotation, biological process: rRNA processing. The record is from RefSeq and is a predicted model, not a curated record. Bases 215 to 1600 code for a protein of 461 amino acids. Gene Ontology annotation, cellular component: nucleus. Lineage: Eukaryota; Metazoa; Arthropoda; Insecta; Hymenoptera; Colletidae. The transcript has 11 exons. Gene Ontology annotation, molecular function: protein binding.